Molecule: messenger RNA, 1865 nt
Organism: Phycodurus eques (leafy seadragon)
Lineage: Eukaryota; Metazoa; Chordata; Actinopteri; Syngnathiformes; Syngnathidae
Product: gastrula zinc finger protein XlCGF57.1-like
Exons: 2
Coding region: 325-1659 (444 amino acids)
Biological process (GO): regulation of transcription by RNA polymerase II; central nervous system development
Cellular component (GO): nucleus
Molecular function (GO): RNA polymerase II cis-regulatory region sequence-specific DNA binding; DNA-binding transcription factor activity, RNA polymerase II-specific
Source: RefSeq, a predicted model, not a curated record
UUCACGAGUUGUUUUUCUUUGUGUAACCACACGCGCUACGCUAAAUAACUCUUCUUGAAUUAGUAUCGAAUGUACUGAAACCUCGACCGUUACUUUACUGCACUGAAACAUCAUUUAUUAAAUCUUUGUGUCCGGAUAAACUCGACUCGGUGCACGUUGAAGCUUUUCGGCCGAGUUAGCUUGGUUUAGCUUAGCUCGCUAGCCACUAACAAAGCGAACAAAAACAUACAUUUGUUCAGUAAGUUUUUAGCAACACAUCGCUAAACACAGUUCAAGUGUGAUCUGUGAGUCCAAUCUUCUGGACUUCAGGAUUAUCGUGUGAAAAUGUGUGCAAGACCAACAGCAAAGUACGUGAAGGAAUUUAGUGGAAUAAAAGAGGAGAACGAACGUCAACUGCUGGACGCUGUUUGCAAGCAGCCACGAGUUGUGUUACACACAGCAGACGUCAGUGAAAAAUAUCUUCGUCCUUGGCAGCAGGAGCCAGAGUCCCCUCACGUUAAAAAGGAGGAGGAAGAAGAGCACCCUUUCAUUAAAGAGGAAGCAGAGGAGCACCAUCACAUUAAAAAGGAUCCAAAACCCCCCCUUAUGAAAGAGGAGGAGGAUCUCACAGAGUUACCAUCGUACUUUGACCCUUUGAAGAGUGAAGAUGAAGACAAGGGUCUGAGUGAGGCGAACAGAGGGACGGAGCCUCCAAGCAGGAGCUCAGGUCAACCCACAGCAAUUGAAGGUGCUGGAGACCACUGUGGAGGAUCCCAGGCAGAUAGUGACAACAUAAUGUCACAAUCUCCUGACAUUGAUGAUGACCAUGAUGACGAUGAUGAUGAGGAUUAUGAUGAUGUUGAUGAUGAGGAUUAUAAUUAUGACGAUGAUGAUGAUGAACUCUCUGAAGAUGAUAUGGCAUUUGACAACAAAGGCUGGAAAUGUUCUCUGUGUGGGAAAACAGGUAGAUCAAAGGCGCAUUUGAAAGUUCAUAUGAGACGACACACUGGAAAGAAACAUUUUAACUGCUCAGUUUGUGGCAAAGGCUUUUAUGAGAAGUCAGGUUUAACAUCACAUGCAAGAACACACACUGGAGAGAAACCUUUUGUCUGCUCAGUUUGUGGCAAAAGCUUCUUUGGCAAGUCAAGUUUAACAUCCCACACAAGAACACACACUGGAGAGAAACCUUUUGUCUGUUCAGUUUGUGGCAAAAGCUAUUCUGUAAAGGCAAGUUUAACAACGCACACAAGAACACACACUGGGGAAAAACCUUUUAUCUGCUCAGUUUGUGGCAAAAGCUUCUAUGACAAGUCAACUUUUACAAAGCAUACAAAAACACACACAGGAGAGAAACCCUUUGCCUGCUCACUUUGUGGUCGAAGAUUCUCUCGUAAGGAACUUUUUAAAAGACACAAAAGAACACACACUGGAGAAAAACCCUUUCCAUGCUCAGUUUGUGGUAAAGGAUUCACUCAGAAGGGAAACUUAAAAAUACACACAAGAACGCACACUGGAGAGAAACCUUUUACCUGCUCAGUUUGUGGUGAAAGUUUCACUGUAAAGUCAAGUUUAAUAUCUCACACAAGAACACACACGAAAGAGAAACCUUUUGUCUGCUCAGUUUGUGGUCAAAGAUUCUCUCAAAAGGGUCAAUUAAGAAAACACAAAAACACACACUGAGGAAAAAAACAGUCGGAGUGUUUGUGCUAAAAGAUUUUAAUGGUUUUGUCAAGAGACAGAAGUGUGCUGGUGAGAAUAAAGAUUGUUGAAGCUUUUUAAAAACACUGAAUAAAACAAUGAGUAACUGUGUAUAUGUGAUAUUGAAUAAAAUAUGACUGGCAAUUUUAUGACGACAUGAAGACAGGUGUGAAUGUGAGUGUGAAUGG